UGUUUACUGUCGCUAUAGCAACCAGGAGCAGGAAUACUCCAGCUAGGUUUGCCUUCCUGUCCAGGCACAGCUGCUGUGAAAACCAGAGAGGAAAUUGCCAUUUCUGCACAAAUGAAUUCGCUAUCAAGGGAUGCUCAAGUCAAGAUCAUGGAGGGUACAGUGGCCAAUGCAGAGAAGUAUCUCGGCCAGUUCUGCAUGCUAUUGUCUUCUUACACCCGCAAGACGGCCAGACUGAGAGACAAGGUCGACCUUCUGAUAAGACACAUCAUGGACUUUGCAAACACCGAGAACCCAGAGAUGCGAAGUUGCCUUAAGGACUUUGGAGAGGAGUUGUCCAAAGUUCAGGACUAUCGACAGGCGCAGGUGGAAAGAUUGGAUGUCAAGGUUAUUGGACCACUAAAGGCUUAUGGACCUCUGACAAAAUCCAAACGGACAGAUAUUAAAAAAUUUAACAGCGUCAGAAAACGUGAAAUGAGGGAGCUGGAAGUUCUGCAAAAGGUGAAACAAAGAAAUCCAUCGGACAGGCAAGGAAUUUCAUUGUCUGCCUUGGUGGAGGCUGAGGCCAAUGUGCAGAAGGCUUCGGUCGAUGUUAAUCACACUACGCAUCAGCUGGAGGAGAUCAUUUUCAAGUUUCAGAAGGAGAAACUGAAGGACCUCAAGGAUAUCUUCUUAAACUUUGUGACAAUUGAGAUGACAUUCCACGCCAAAGCUCUCGAGGUGUACACAAAUGCCUUCCAAUGUUUGCAUGACUUUGACGAAGGGAAAGAUCUGGAGGCAUUUAAGUCAAAGAUCUGCAUUACUGACCUGGAGAAUAAUGCACGUCCAGCACAGACUCACGGCCCCUUGGGCACCCAGCACUCCAUGCGCCGUCAGGGACAGGUUACAGAGGAUGAGCAGGAUGAGGAGGAAGAUGAAGAGGAGGAGGAGGAGGAGGAGGAAGUUGAAGAGUUGCAGGAAGUCAGUGAUGAAGAUUACAAUCAAUACUCGAAGAUUAAAAAAUGAUAUAUUUGAUCACUGACAGUUCCUCCCCUUCCUGUGAAUGCCCUGGAUAAAACAACAGUGUUUACUUUCUCAUUUGGAAACACUUUGCUUUGUAUUACUCUCUCUCCAUCAAACUCCAAUAUUUCAGGGUCAGCUAGGAACCUACCAAGGAAUUUGCAUUCAUAUUUUGCUUUGGGAUGCUGUUUUUUAAAUUAUUGUUUCUGCGAGUGAGAUGAGUGAGUUGACAGCAAACCAAACCAUUUGCGAUGUGUGAUUUGAUACGUAACCAAACCAUUUCAUAAAGUGAAAAUCUAAAAAAAACUGCAGAUGAUGUAAAUCUGAAAUAAAAACAGAACCAGUUGGAAACACUCAGCGACCUAAGAUAAAGUCCCGUCAAAUCUGAUUAAAGAUAGUCUGAGGGUCUUCAAUGAGGUGGUUAGCAGCUCAGGACUGCUCUCUUGUUGCUGGUAGAAUGGUUCAGUUGCCUGAUGAUAGCUGGGAAGAAACUGUCCCUGAAUCUGGAGGUGUGCGUUUUCACACUUCUGUAUCUCUUGCCUGAUGGGAGAGGGGAGAAGAGUAAGUGACCAGAGUGAGGCUCGUUCUUCAUUAUGCUAGUGACCUUGUCAAGGCAGCAUGAAGUAAAUGGGCCCCCACAGCCAUCUGCACUUAAUUUUCAGUUCAGGAAAUUUCAGAGAAUCAACAACGUCUUGCUUGUAUGUCAUGGUUCCAGUAGCGAAAACCCUACCCCACACACUUUUUUAUUCCUGUUGCUGAUUAUUUAUUCAUCUAUUUACAGACCGACCUUUUGUUAUCCUUCAAAUGCAUUUACCACCCUCUGUCACCCAUUCAGUUGUUUAAUCUCUCCAUCACCAACCAAUUGAAGACAAUCCCUGUUAUUCCCUCCUCCCCUCCGUUCCCAGCUCUGAUGGAAGGUCAUUAACCUGAAACAUUAUCGCGGCUCCUCUCACUCAGAUGCUGCCUGGUCCGUUGAACAUUUCCAAUAUUAUUUAUUUUAUUUCAGGUAAGCAGCAUCUGCAGUUGUUUGCUUUCUAUUGAAAAAGAUGGAACUGAACAGAUCCCUCAGGCAGUUGUCUUGUGUUUAAUAAAAGUGUUGUUUGGUUCAAA
Molecule: messenger RNA, 2106 nt
Organism: Leucoraja erinaceus (little skate)
Lineage: Eukaryota; Metazoa; Chordata; Chondrichthyes; Rajiformes; Rajidae
Product: CBY1-interacting BAR domain-containing protein 2-like
Exons: 10
Coding region: 112-1002 (296 amino acids)
Biological process (GO): cilium assembly
Cellular component (GO): ciliary transition zone; ciliary basal body
Source: RefSeq, a predicted model, not a curated record